Molecule: messenger RNA, 837 nt
Organism: Metarhizium robertsii ARSEF 23
Lineage: Eukaryota; Fungi; Ascomycota; Sordariomycetes; Hypocreales; Clavicipitaceae
Product: Peptidase S1/S6, chymotrypsin/Hap
Exons: 1
Coding region: 1-837 (278 amino acids)
Biological process (GO): proteolysis
Molecular function (GO): serine-type endopeptidase activity
Source: RefSeq, a predicted model, not a curated record
AUGAAGGUGUCCAUCGUGACAACCAUCUUGGCAACCAGCGGCCUCACCACGGCCACGGCCACGCACCACUCAAAGAGAACCAUCGGCGGCACCAACGCCACCAUGGACCAAUUCCCAUACCAAGUGUCGGUCCAGCGCCGGGUCCAGACCUUCGACUGCCACUUCGGCGUCCACACGUGCGGCGGCAUCAUCAUCGCCCGGAACAAGAUCCUCACCGCCGCGCACUGCACCCUGAGCGACGACGACGACGAGGAAUUUGCCGGCUCCGGCUCCGGCUCCGGCUCCCAGUUCCAGGUCCGCGCCGGCAGCCGCGACUGGGCCCACGGCGGCCAGCUCGUCAGCGUGAACAACAUCACGGUCCACCCGAGCUACAAGCCCGGCGGGAACCAAGUCGACGACAUCGCCGUGCUCACUCUCAAAAGCAACCUCACCCUCGGGGUCAAGGUCGCCAUCGCGGACCUGGCCGGUGCCGAGGACCCCAUGCCCGCGGCGGGUACCGAGGUCGUCGUCGCCGGCUGGGGGCAAACGCGCGGCGGCAAGGGGCCGCCGUCCCGCUGGCUGCGGUCCCUGAGGACAAAGGUCGCGCUCAGGUGGAUAUGCCAGUUUCGGUAUUUGCGGCAUGGGGGCAUCGGGAGCAGGACCUUUUGCGCCGGGAAUUGGAACGAGUUCGAGCAUACGUGGGCCGGUGAUAGCGGCGGCGCUUUGUUUGAUGUUCAGACGAAGAAGGUCGUUGGUAUUGUGUCGUAUGGUCCUGAGUCCCCGAAGAGCGGGUAUCCUACUGUCUUUACCAGCAUUGCUGGCUAUCGAGAGUUUCUCCCUCAGGUUGCUAAUGUGUAG